CCAGCCCAACCCAGCCCUCACGGCGCUCCAGCCCGUGACUCGGCUGUUUCUCCCUGCCCCGCCCCGGCUGCUCGGGGGAGGCGGGCGCAGGAAGGGGAGGGCGAUGCGGGGAGGGAGGGAAGGAGGGAGGCGGUGAGGGGAGCAGCCGACGCACAAGAUGGCCGCUGCUGGAGCGGCGGCGGCGGGGCGGCGGCGGGCGAUGGCGGCGCUGCCCCGGGGCCCGCGGGUACUGCCGGAGGAGCAGCAGGGCGCUGCUUCAGCCCCCGUGUGCCGGAGCUGAGGGGGUCGGUGGGCGCUACGGGGAGCCCGGCCCGUGUGGUUAUGUUUCACACUAUGUGCUGACUGUCUGUACUUACAGAAGAUAUUUAAAGACAAACAGACUUUUUUUUCCCAAGAUUUUGAUUCCAGUGGAAUCUGUGCUUUAGAUUUUUGUCCUGUCAAUUAACUCCCGAAGCAAUGCCUGUACAAGCUCCACAAUGGACGGAUUUUCUCUCCUGCCCCAUUUGCACACAGACGUUCGACGAGACCAUCCGGAAGCCCAUCAGCUUGGGCUGCGGCCACACCGUCUGCAAGAUGUGCCUCAACAAGCUGCACCGCAAGGCAUGUCCCUUCGACCAGACCACUAUCAACACAGACAUUGAGCUCCUCCCUGUCAACUCUGCCCUGCUGCAGCUCGUGGGGGCUCAGGUUCCUGAGCAGCAGCCAAUUACUUUAUGCAGUGGAGCUGAAGACACCAAGCAUUAUGAGGAGGGCAAGAAAUGUGUGGAAGAAUUGGCAUUGUACCUCAAACCACUCAGCAGUGCCAGAGGUGUGGGUCUCAACAGUACUACUCAGAGCGUGCUGAGUCGUCCCAUGCAGAGGAAACUUGUGACAUUAGUCCACUGCCAGCUGGUGGAGGAGGAGGGGCGGAUCAGAGCCAUGCGAGCGGCGCGGUCACUGGGCGAGAGAACGGUCACAGAGCUCAUUCUCCAGCACCAGAACCCUCAGCAGCUCUCUUCCAACCUCUGGGCUGCAGUGAGAGCCAGAGGCUGCCAGUUCCUGGGGCCAGCAAUGCAAGAGGAGGCUUUAAAGCUGGUCCUGCUGGCUCUGGAAGAUGGAUCUGCUCUGUCACGAAAGGUCUUGGUUCUCUUUGUGGUGCAGAGACUGGAGCCCCGAUUCCCUCAGGCUUCCAAAACUAGCAUUGGGCACGUUGUCCAGCUCCUGUACAGGGCCUCAUGCUUCAAGGUGACAAAGCGAGACGAGGAUUCCUCCCUGAUGCAGCUGAAGGAGGAAUUCCGGACAUACGAAGCCCUGCGGAGGGAACACGACUCUCAGAUCGUUCAGAUAGCCAUGGAGGCGGGGUUACGCAUCGCCCCAGACCAGUGGUCCUCGCUGCUCUACGGAGACCAGUCUCACAAAUCCCACAUGCAGAGCAUCAUCGACAAGUUGCAGACCCCAGCCUCAUUUGCACAGAGUGUUCAGGAAUUGACUAUUGCUCUGCAGAGGACUGGAGAUCCAGCUAACCUGAAUCGUCUGCGACCUCACCUAGAACUCCUGGCAAAUAUUGAUCCCAGUCCAGAUGCUCCACCUCCAACAUGGGAACAACUGGAAAACGGACUAGUUGCUGUGAGAACUGUGGUUCAUGGCUUGGUUGAUUAUAUCCAGAAUCACAGCAAAAAAGGAACAGAUCAACAACAGCCCCCUCAGCACAGCAAGUACAAGACAUACAUGUGCCGAGACAUGAAGCAGAGAGGAGGAUGUCCCCGGGGGGCCAGCUGCACCUUUGCACACUCCCAGGAGGAGCUGGAAAAAUUCCGUAAAAUGAACAAACGUCUGGUUCCCAGAAGACCCCUGAGUGCCUCCCUGGGCCAGCUGAACGAGGUGGGCCUGCCUUCAGGAGCUAUCCUCUCAGAGGAAGGGGGAGUGGACUUGCCCAAUAGGAAAACCUCUGCCCUGCCAAAUGGAAUUGUGUCAACAGGCAGCACGGUGACGCAGCUCAUCUCUCGAGGGACUGAUUCGGGUUAUGAAACCGCUCUGAAGCCGGGCAAGAUGGACCAUCUGAGUAGCAGCGCCCCUGGAUCCCCUCCUGACUUGCUGGAAACUGUCCCCAAGAGCUCUAUUUCUGCCUUACCAGUGAACCCUCACCCUGUGCCCCCCCGGGCCCCAGCAGAUCUGCCCUCAGUGUCUGUCACCAAGCAGUUGCAGAUGGUACCACGAGGGUCUCAGUUGUACAAUGCUCAACAAGCAGAUAUGUUUUACCAAGACCCCAGAGGAGCUGCCCCACCAUUUGAGCCAGCACCCUACCAACAAGGAGUGUACUACCCCACGCAGUCCAUGUCCCGCUUCGUCCGGCCGCCUCCCUCAGCCGCCGAGGCGGGCGCCCCGUACCUGGAGCCGUACGCGCCGUACCUGCCGGAGCGCGUGGUGAGCCCGCAGUACCCGCAGCCGCAGCAGUACCCGCCGCUGGCACAGCCCCUGUACCCCCCGCACUACGACAGCCGCCGCGUGUACCCCCCGGUGCCGCCCUACCAGCGCGAGGACGUGGUGCGGGGCAGCCCCGUGCCCAUCGACAUCCCGCCCGCCGCCGUCACCCCCUACGUGCCCGAGGCCAGAGACAGAUACCAGCAGGCAGAGGCCUAUUGCCCGGUGGCUCCGCACCUCGGCCAGAUCAGGCCUUCCUGCCACAGGCCUCAUCCCAGCCUGGAUGAACUUCACCGACGAAGGAAAGAAAUCAUGGCCCAGCUGGAGGAGAGGAAGGUGAUUUCUCCACCUCCUUUUGCACCGUCGCCAACCUUGCCUCAUCCUUUUCACUCAGAGGAGGUUUUUGUUUUUGUACAGUACUUGGAUGAAGACCUGAAGGUAGCUGGGAAAUACAAAGGAAAUGACUACAGCCAGUACUCCCCCUGGUCCUGUGACACCAUCGGCUCCUACAUUGGAACCAAAGAUGCAAAACCCAAAGAUGUUGUGGCGGCGAGGAGCGUGGACAUGGCGAACGUGGACAGCAAAGCCAUGCGGGAGCAGCGGCUGGACCUGCAGCGUCGGGCGGCCGAGGCCGGCGACGACGAUCUCAUUCCCUUCGGAGACCGACCGACCGUGUCGCGCUUCGGGGCCAUCUCCCGCACUUCCAAAGCCAUGUACCAGAGCUCCGGGCCCAUGCAGGCCAUGGCGGUUCAGGGAGCUGCCACCAAAUCCAUCAUUUCAGACUACAGUCCUUAUGGAACUCACGGUGGCUGGGGAGGCUCUCCAUAUUCUCCUCAUCAAAAUAUACCUUCUCAGGGACGUUUCAAUGACAGGGAGAGGCUGUCCAUGUCGGAUGUGGCUGGUCACGGGAAGCAGUUGCCCUCGGCUGAGCGAGAGCAGCAGCUGCGCAUGGAGCUGCAGCAGGUGGACCAUCAGAUCAGCCAGCAGACACAACUGCGGGGACUGGAGGCUGUUAGUAACAGGCUGCUGUUGCAGAGGGAGGCGACUACCCUGGCAGGCCAACCACAGCCCCCACCCCCGCCUCCCAAGUGGCCUGGGAUGAUCUCAAGUGAACAGCUGAGCUUGGAGCUACACCAGGUGGAAAGGGAAAUUGGGAAGAGAACCCGUGAGCUGAGCAUGGAGAGCCAGUCUUCACUGGAUAUGAAAAACAAACUGGGCACCGCUAAACAGACAGAAAAUGGACAAUUAGAGCCACAAAGCAAGGUUCCAGCUGAGGACCUCGCACUGACAUUCAGCAGUGAUGUUCCGAAUGGAUCGGCUUUGACCCAAGAGAACCUUGGCCUCCUGUCAAACAAGGCGGCGUCUCUGAGCCUGUCAGAGGACCCCGAGGGAGGAGGGGACAGCCACGACUCCCAGCGAGCCGGAGUCACACCCACAUCUGCUCCAUGAAGCCAGGCCAGCACACCCCGAGCUCCUCCUGCCAGGGGGGCAGCACCUUCCAUCACGUUUUUUUCCAGGGGUAAUUGGAGAAAGCCAGGAGCAGCAGCAGUAGCAGAGCAGCAGGUCCAGAGGCAAUGUGCACAAACACAACUACUAGAAACAAAUCCUGCACAUAGUUCACAUUAACGCAUUUUUUAAUUAAAAAAAAUGAAAAUUAGCAGUAUCUGCAAGCAAUUCAAAUUAAAUUUGUUUUUGUUCUGUGAAUGAACUUUAUUUUAAUAACUUUGGACGCCUUGAAUCCCAGGGCUUAAAAAAAAAGAUAUUAUAUAUAUACUCUGUUUGAUUAAUUGUAUGAUCUUAAUGAAGUAGGUUUUUUCUUUUAUUUUGGUAUUAUUACAUACCCAGUGCAUAAUUCCUUCUCACCUUAAUUUCUCAAUGACUAAAACAAUCUGGCCGCUUCCUUGUGUGGUUUAAGAGUAAACAAGGAAUGAGGGUUGGAGAGUAGCUGUGAAAUUGCAGUGUCAAAAGAUGUGCAGCAAACUUCAUUCUUAACACAGUUCCUCCCGUUGUGGCCAGGAGCUGAACCCCAGCUUCUUUCUUAAAUCAUUGAAUUUAAACUACAAGUGACAGAAUCCUUGCAAUUCAGCAGGUGUUGUGGUUUGGUUUUUUAAAGGUGGUGUUGUUUAAGGUCUGUAUGUUAGAAACUGGCUCCUGAGAGUCAGCCUGCAGCUUGUCUGGCAGUGCUGCAGUGAAUCCUUCCUGGAUUCUCCUUUCCUAAGGAAAAUAUUGCAUCAAAAUGGCCACUGGAGGUGCAGCACAAAUCCUGCCAGAAGUACUGGGAAGCAAAUUUGCUUGAUAGAUCCAAUGCUUCUCCAAGUAGAUGCUUUGUAAGUAUAAGUUGGAGAAGCCAUAAACCUUUUUUGAUGUUUUCUUUAAAAAUUAAAGAAGUGAAAGAUUUUAUUCUUGCUGCACAUUUUUUGACUCCUUUGACGUACACUGGGGUGAGACCCUGGAUACAAAGAACCCUGGAGAACGAUUUUAAAGUGCUGCUCCCUCUGCACCUUCUUGGCCUGUGUUCUCAUUUUUUUUUUUCUGGGUUAGACUACUAAAUGGGAAAGCACUGGUUAUGUAAUAAAUUACUGCAUUGCUUUGGUUGGGUAAAGCAAGAGUUAUUGAAUUUUCUUGGGUUUUAGUUUUUUUCCUUAACCUUAACUCCUGCUGAGGUCGUAGCAACCUUGGGCUAAGCUUUGCAUUCAUCAUACUGUUAAAUAAAACAAAAGGGGGGGUGGGAGGGGAUACAGUCCCACUAUUGCCUACCAGUAGGAGAGUCCAAACAGAAGACUCUUUUGAGUAGCAAUUAUUUAAUUUGCCCAGUCAAGGCACCGCGUUUAUAUACUAUUUCACAUUGAAUUUGAUUAUGCCCUACAGACCUGGCUGGUCAAGGAUUUGAUACACAUAUUGGCUUGGGAUUCGAGCUUUCUUUUUUAUUUAAAUAAAAAUUUAUAUAUAAAUAUAUAUAUACAUAUAUACAUAGUUAUAUCUGUAUAUAUAUUGGGUAUGUUUUAAGAAUUUUUUCGCAUGAGCGCAGCUGUUGUGAUCAAAUGUCUGGGAGGUAGAAGCACUGAAUGAAAAUAAAGGCAUUUUUCAGCUCACA
Molecule: messenger RNA, 5494 nt
Organism: Neopelma chrysocephalum (saffron-crested tyrant-manakin)
Lineage: Eukaryota; Metazoa; Chordata; Aves; Passeriformes; Pipridae
Gene: RC3H1
Product: ring finger and CCCH-type domains 1
Exons: 20
Coding region: 457-3849 (1130 amino acids)
Molecular function (GO): metal ion binding
Source: RefSeq, a predicted model, not a curated record